AUGAAGAACAAGCUUUUUAUAUUCGUGUUCUUUCUUUAUGCAUUAAUUAUUAUUUCUAUUAUAGCAAUUGAGCCUUCUAAAGAUGAAAACCAAUAUGGUGCAACUGAAGAAUUCAAACCGAAAAUUGAGAUACGUGAACGGGCAGUCUUUACUGGUGGCUGGACCAACAAGAGAAAUCGAGGAGGAUAUGGGAAGGCUGUUGGAGAAGGUAAAAAAGGUGGACCAAGCUCAGGUGGAUCGGUCUCAGGAGGAGGUGCACAAGGUGUGGGUGAACAAAAUGGAGGUGGAAAAGACAAAGGAAGUGAACCUGAUCGAAGAGAAAGAAUUUAA
Lathyrus sativus (Indian pea) is the source of this 330-nucleotide messenger RNA. NCBI's taxonomy places the organism in Eukaryota, Viridiplantae, Streptophyta, Magnoliopsida, Fabales, Fabaceae. The record is from the annotation of a GenBank genome assembly.